This is a messenger RNA of Pectinophora gossypiella (pink bollworm), 1522 nucleotides long. RefSeq lists its product as uncharacterized. The transcript has 3 exons. Lineage: Eukaryota; Metazoa; Arthropoda; Insecta; Lepidoptera; Gelechiidae. Bases 151 to 768 code for a protein of 205 amino acids. The record is from RefSeq and is a predicted model, not a curated record.
UACACUUACUUCUGUAUAAUUAAAUGUAAUAGUUGCUAUUAAUAUUAAAUGGGUUGAAGUUGACGAUAAGUGCAGUUCCUUAUUGUCCUCAGAGAGGCAAAGAACUCUGUGAUAUCUUUGGUGAUAGCACGUAAUUUAUUAUUAAGUAAAAUGAGAUCUCGUCUGAUCACUUUUAUACUCUUUACCACCAUAGUAGUCCAACACCAAUGUUUUAUAUCAAAGAAAUAUAGUUUUCCAAUUGAAGAAGCAAAGAAACCAUUGAUGCAAAUUUCGCAACACUCAAUACUUACACCCAUCGACGUGUGGCAUAAAACACACAACGAAAAAGUAACAAAUAAGGAAUCGAAUGAAGAAACUAAGUUUAAUGAUGUUGAAAAAAUAAAAACUGCGACAAUAGCUACCAUAGUUGACGAUCCUGAAACAUCGAUGGAUGAUGGAAUUGUUGAAGACUACGAUGAUGAUACAGACUUAGAUAACGAACCAGUCCAAAUGAAUGAAGAUACUGCAAUGAAAAACUAUAACAGAGACAGACAACAAUUUAAAGCACAAUAUAACAUUUUCACUAUAAAUAAAGCGACUAAAACGAAUCGAGUACUGAAUAAUGAUAUUCAAACAGAAGCCAAUGACAAUACGUCGAAAGCUAGAUUAAAAAGAAGCACUAAUGUUAUCGAAGAGGAGAACCUCGGGACGACUAUUUCUGGCUUUAAGUUCACUGGCCGGCCCACACAUCUUCACCACAAUUUAGCUUUUAAAAAUAUCAACUCUUAAAGCGAUGGAAAAAUAAACAUUCGGGUUCUCUACCUACUCCUAAUUAGGCAAUGAUUAAUUACUUCGACAAUUUUAGCAAAAGUUUGUACGAUUAAGUGAAUUUACGAUAUGUAUAAGAUAUUUCAUGAACAUUUACAAACCUAGUAAUUAUCUACUAUAGUAAUAUAUUAUCGGGUCUGUUUGUUUUAUAAACAUAAUCAUUUUCAUAGUCAAGUCACAUAAUAAUAAAUAUUUCAGUAUCGAAUAUUAUCAUCAAAACAAAGUUUUUAAUAUUUUUGACACCAAUGCUAGAUGUAAGUACAUACAAACAAACCUUUCUGGUUUUUGUUACACCUUUUUGUAUAAGUACAAGUCAUCACAUGAGCAAUAUAAUGUACCCACUUUAGGACUGUGUCGCACUAACACAUUUGACAUUUUGUGAGACUUACAGUUCAAUUUGUCAGAAAAGUUAAUGUGACAUGGUACCAAAGUGUAUACAUAUUAAUGCUCGUGACCGUACACUAUGAGUAUGUGUUUUUUUGCAUAAAUAGGAAAUAAAAAUUCACAUUCUAUCGCUCUUCGCACUGUGAGUUGCCAAGGAAAUAUGUAAUAGAAACCAUUCAUUAUACAGAAAUUAUUUUAUUGUGUUCUCUACAAAACUUACAUUUACAGGCACCUAAAAUGUACAUCCUUAUCCUAGGUACAACGUAAUGGCAAAAACAAUCCUCCUCAUAUUUUGUUACACAAUAACUACAGGCCCAUCCGCGAAAGGAGU